AUGGCAGAAGGGGGCUGUGCAAAGACGGAAGAGGAGGAAGCCACGGGCUCAGAGGAGGAUCUGGGUUCGUCUCGUGGCAGCGGCGUGUGUAAAUGGUUCAACGUCCGGAUGGGUUUCGGGUUCCUGUCGAUGACCAACCGAGAUGGGACACCGCUCGAGGAGACUGUCGAUGUAUUCGUUCAUCAGAGCAAGCUGCACAUGGAGGGCUUCCGUAGCCUGAAGGAGGGCGAGGCGGUGGAGUUUACCUUCAAGAAGUCGUCUAAAGGCCUAGAGUCUGUCACGGUGACGGGGCCAGGGGGAGCACAGUGUGUGGGCUGUGAGAAGACACCUAAGGGGCAACAGAAACGACGCUCCAAGGGGGACAGAUGCUACAACUGUGGAGGACCUGACCACCAUGCCAAAGAAUGCCAGCUACCUCCUCAGCCCAAGAAGUGCCAUUGCUGCCAGAGCAUCAGCCACAUGGUGGCCAACUGUCCAAUCAAAGCACAGCAGUCCUCCCCUGGCUCUCAGGGAAUAGCAUCAUCAUUGAGGGAUGAGAAAGAGGAGCAGAGCCACGCCCCCUUACUCCCCAGGGAGAGCUCUGAUUGA
This is a messenger RNA of Oncorhynchus kisutch (coho salmon), 588 nucleotides long. Its product is annotated as protein lin-28 homolog A-like. NCBI's taxonomy places the organism in Eukaryota, Metazoa, Chordata, Actinopteri, Salmoniformes, Salmonidae. Gene Ontology annotation, biological process: pre-miRNA processing. The transcript is spliced from 4 exons. Gene Ontology annotation, molecular function: mRNA binding; zinc ion binding. Gene Ontology annotation, cellular component: cytoplasm; nucleus. The record is from RefSeq and is a predicted model, not a curated record. The coding region runs from base 1 to 588 and encodes 195 amino acids.